Molecule: messenger RNA, 426 nt
Organism: Caenorhabditis remanei
Lineage: Eukaryota; Metazoa; Nematoda; Chromadorea; Rhabditida; Rhabditidae
Exons: 2
Coding region: 1-426 (141 amino acids)
Molecular function (GO): phenylpyruvate tautomerase activity; cytokine activity
Source: RefSeq, a predicted model, not a curated record
AUGUCUCUAGAAGCAUACCAAAACCCAACCAUUUCCAGGUCCCGCUUUGCCGUCCACAUGGCCAAAGUAAUGAAAAGACCGGAAAGUCAGAUUUUUGUGGCGAUUGACACCAACUGCCGUAUGACACGUGGCCGUCUCACCGACCCUCACGCCGUUCUCGAAGUCACCACGUCGACUCCGUUGACGCCGGUUCUCACCGAGGAAUACACCAUCGCCAUAUGCGAAUUUCUCCAUGAGGAACUUUCCUUUGGCGCCGACUCCGUCCUGAUCAAUUAUCGAUCGUUGAGCCCGGAGCUCAUCGGAUUUAAUGGACAUGUUCUUGCUGAGAACCGCCCGAGUGUUAGCAGAGAUAAGGCGAUGUAUAUAAUUGGUCUUCUUUCGAUUGCUCUCUCUUUCUUCAUCCUUCAAUUCCUUAAGUAUAUCUAG